CAUUCCCUCAAAGUCCACAGGAAGAAGAAACGGAAAAGUAAAGGCUUCGUCUCUGCCGUAAAACGGAAGUGACUCGUCAGCCCUGGGGUCCCGCCUGGGGACCAAACUGGGCUCCAGCCUGGAAGGUGCCCACAGGAGGGGAUCUUGCGCUUGUCUCGAGACUGAAAUCACCCACUCUUGAGCCUCGUGAGCUCUUGGUAACAGCACCCGAGGAGGUCAGAAAUGCCUCGGCUGUGGUCUCCUGUUGUUCUGGGAGACUGUGAGCUCCCCGCUGCCCCUGUGACAGUGCCCGGAAAACAGGGCAGAGCUGUGGGCUCAGCCCGGGGGGGGACUGCGUCCCAGCCCUUGGACAGAGCUGCCCGAUGCGACGUGCUCCCCUCCCCAGGAGGGCGGCUCCCCUGGCUGUGCUCCAGCGGCUGUCCACGAGCACCCCGUGGCGAAAGACGUCCUCACGUAUUCUGGGCCCGGCCGUGAGGUCACAGCUGGACUGUGAGGUCACAGAGCCCCGCGGUGACGUGCCAGACAUAAGCACCGACCGCUCAGCCCCUGGCCCUCACUGCGGCGGCGGCAGCAGCAGCAGCAGCAGCAGCAGCAGCAGCAGCAGCAUCACGGUGCGAGUGCAGGGAGCCAUGGCCCCUGCCCGCCGCCUCCUCAUCCUCCUCGUCCUCCUGGUGGCCCUGCAUGUCAGGGCUGUCUGGGCUGCUCCGUGGCGAGCACGGGGAGCAGACGAGGGUGGUGGCAGUGGUUAUCCAGCUUCUCGGCUGGAUGCUGGUUUGGAGCCCUUGGGGCAUCCUGCAGAUCUUCUCGAAGUCGGUGGCUUCCCGACUUCUUGGUCUGUUCCUGUCCAUGAGCCCGAGAGCAACCCCACAGCCGUGCCGGCAGGCGAAGGCGAUGCAGCUUCCCGGCUGGGCUCCAGGACUGAGGCUCCGGGAGAUGGCAUGGUUACAGAUGGGCCUGUAGGGAGGACUUUUCCAGCUCCUCGGCUGGAUGCUUUUCUACAGCCCGGCUGGCAUCGCAGGGGUCCUCCCAGAGCCAAGUACCCAGCUGACGGAGGAAAAAAGUCCCUGCAGCCAUCUGAAUUCCGAAGGCAAAUGCUGGAGGAACUGGAGAGAGGACACGGGACGGACCGAGAGGCUGUGCAGAAGGAGCUGUUUUCGGGAGGAAGCAGUGGCUCACUGCCAGUCUCCGCUGAAGAACUGGAGGCGAGGCAGGCCCCUGGCACACCAGUGCUGUCAAAGCCCGGAGAAGACCACCGCGGCAGCGUAUAUGAAUUUCUUCGAGCGGACUCAGAUGUGGUCGGCAAGAGAACCACGAGCGGUUACGAGCCCCAGAGCUCCGCCAGCGUCCUCUGUCCCCAAGAUGUGCGGAGGCGCUGUAUGAUAGGCACGGCAGUACUCAUGGUUGCCCUGCCGCUUGGAAUAGUUUUCUGCUGCGUCAUGAUCCGGCGGCGGAGGAAGAGGAAACAGCGUGCCUCUGCCGCUUCAGGCUACCGCUCGCGCUCGGACAGCCGGACCAGCCGCCCCGGCACCGCCGAGAGAUGGGACCAACGACAGCGGCCGACGGUCCUGCCUGGAAAACCGGCGCGCCCGCCCUCCCCGCGGCCCCCGCGGCCCCCCAGCCCGUCCCUGGCGGCUCUGCUGCAGCGGGACGAGGCCAGCACCCUGCAGGACCGACCAACACGGCCAUCCCAGCCCCGCAACACGUUUCUCUGA
Harpia harpyja (harpy eagle) is the source of this 1712-nucleotide messenger RNA. RefSeq lists its product as uncharacterized. Lineage: Eukaryota; Metazoa; Chordata; Aves; Accipitriformes; Accipitridae. The transcript has 10 exons. The record is from RefSeq and is a predicted model, not a curated record. The coding region runs from base 363 to 1712 and encodes 449 amino acids.